AUGGCCCUCCUCGCCGCCCGCCGCGCCGCCGCGGCACUUGUCCGCCCCAGCGCCGCCGCGGCAAUUCUCCGCCACACACCCGCCGGGGCGCGGUUCUCGUCGGCGCCGGAUUACAGACCCUUCGUUCGAGGCCUCCGCGAAGGCUCCGAGUUCCUCCGCGCCGAGAAGGAGCAAUCCUCCCGCCCCUCCGCCGCCGAGCUCCGCGCCAAGGCCGACUCCCUCCGCGCCGCCACGCACGACGGCGAGAUCGUCGGCGUCCUCAACUCCGUGAUCCAGUCCCACCGCCGCGACCUGGUUAAGGGGAUUCCGAAGGACUUCCCUUUCGAAAUGAGCAGAACGGAUGGGAUUCCCAACAUUACUCUUACAAGAAGUCUAAACGGCGAGCAGAUUGAGGUCUUGGUUUCCAUGCCCAAACUCGACCAGGACGAGGAUUGCGACGUUGGUCUGCAGGAAGACGAAGCCGAGAUCUCCCCAGAAGAAUACAGCAUUCCUGUCAGGGUCACUGUAUCCAAGGCUGACGGCUCAAGCCUAGAAUUCACCUGCACUGCUAAUCCUGAUAAUAUUGUCAUCGAGACCUUGUUCAUGAGGCGGAACAAGUCAUCAGGGGCAGAGGAUGCGGUUGCGUCGGAGGGCAAGGAACAUGAUCUGGGUUUAUUAGAUGACGAGGGUCCUCAUUUCCAUGAGCUGGAUAAGAAUCUGCAGGAGGCAUUCCAUCAGUAUCUGGAGGUUCGUGGGAUCACACCCAUGACGGCGAAGUUGUUGCGCGAGCACAUGAUGAGCGAGGACAGCCACCUUUCGCCGAAAGAGAAGAGCGAUCACAGGCGCAGGCAUCUCCUCUGGCUGAUGAAGCUGUGGGAUUUCGUCAAGAAAGAUUAACACUAUGUGCGUCAUGAUCCAUCCUGUGCAUUGGAUUGGACGCAUCGUUUUCUUCGCUCGUUCUUUUUUGUCAGAUCUCUGACACUCAUCCUCUAGACUAGACUAGACUAGCCAGGGCCCUUUUUGUUAACUUUAUAAGGAGAUUUUUUUGCCUUAUUUUGUAGAGUAAAACUUGUCGCGGAAGUUCAGCUUCAUGCAUCGACUUUGUAACGAUAUACUAUAUUAAUUGUUCAAGUGAGCGUUAAGUAGCAUAAAA
This is a messenger RNA of Hordeum vulgare subsp. vulgare (domesticated barley), 1132 nucleotides long. RefSeq lists its product as uncharacterized. Gene Ontology annotation, cellular component: mitochondrial matrix. Lineage: Eukaryota; Viridiplantae; Streptophyta; Magnoliopsida; Poales; Poaceae. The record is from RefSeq and is a predicted model, not a curated record. The transcript is spliced from 3 exons. The coding region runs from base 1 to 876 and encodes 291 amino acids.